UCUCCUGCAGUCUAUUUUAUGGUGAAUUCCAGGACCAGGGGCUGUCUCCCCCAGGAGACCCUUUCAUACAUGACCAUGGUCCUUUAACCCAGCAGAUCCUGCUCCUCAUUGAUACAUUGUAAUCAGAUUUUAUCUGCAAGGAAGAGAGCCAUCUCACCGUCCUCCUCUCACCACCCAGAAUCUGCAGCCCCCCCAUCCAUCCUUUCUACCCCUGCCUGGCGACCGCACCGACAUCCCUCGGAGCUGCACCUUGCCUGGGUGGGUGGGGGCAAUCACUGGAUUACAAUCAGACCUCAGAGCAUGCUGCCCCCCAGGACAAGGGGGGUAAGUAUGGUCCUCCUGCACUAACCCCCCUUUCCCCGUGUGUAGGGGGGGUGGAAGGUGUCUAUUGAAAGAAUGGGAUGUGAUAGAUGCUGCUUGCUGAGAACAUGAUGGGGAUCCAGGUUUGAAACCCCACCUUUGGUGCUACAUCAGGACCCCCUCCACAAAGAAGGGCUGAUGAGGAUGGAAGGGGAGCCCCAUUUGACUGCAUGGGGGCUCAUGAGGGGCAGCUUGGAGGCUGAAGAGCUGGGGCUGCAGCAGGUGGGCCCAGCUGGAGACCUGAUCUCCCCCCAGCAGGUCAUGGGGGGCUAUUUUGUGAUGGGGCAGGAGGAAAAAGGACGUGCUGCAUCGCUGCCCAAGCUAGACGAACCGGAUGGACUGGGUGAGCUCAUAGCUGGUCCCCACCCUCUACUCUCCCAGGCUGGGGGCUCUUUGUUUGGGCCUCAAGGUUCACAGAAGGGGCAGCUUGGGGCUGGGCAGUGCCAGGCUAUGUGUGCCAGGGAGGGAGGGCUGGAGGAGGACAGGAGCAGGUUCACUCCUUUGGAUUUAACCCCUGAGUCCAGCCAGGUGUAUUCUCCCUAUUUGCUGGAACAGGUGUCUCUUUGCAAUAAUAAUAAUAACUUGCUUUCAGAGUUUAGCCAGAAUCUCCAGCCUCAGAAAGGGUCCCCCCCCAAAACCCACCUGACUUCAGAUUCCCCCCCAAUUAAUGAUACAUUAACCCCCCCUGAUAGCACUUUACCCCUGCUGAUACCCCAGCCAUCCAAUAAUAAUUCAUGGGAUUCACACCAUAUGCUGCCACUUGCUUGGGACCUGCCCCAGGAACAUGAUUUGGACACUCAGUAUUCAGAGAGUGUAACCUGUGAGACUGACCAGGACAUCUUAUUUAAAACCUGUGUGCUCCCUCACAAUGUCCUACAUUCGGUCUGUGAACCUUUCAUGUCCCCAGAGCCUGACCAGCUGUUUGUUUCUGAAUCCAGUCUGAACACAGACCCAGCAGGAGAUCUACAUUCUAAACCAAAUCAAUCUCAGCCAUCUCAUCUGCCCCCUGACCAUAUUCCCCAGUCUGAAUCGUGUUUGCCCCCAUCUGAGUCCUGCUUGCCCAGUGAUAAUGACCAGCUGCCCCUGGCUAAAUCCUGCCUGCCCCCUGACUCUGACCAGUUGCUCCUGUCUGGAGGCUAUUUGUCCCUUAGUCAGCUUCCUCAGUCUGAGUCUUAUUUCCCCCAUGCCCACCAGCCCCAGUCUCAAUUUUAUUUGCCUCCUGAUUCUAACCAGGCGCCCCUGGCACUGACCCUUCUGCCCACCAACUCAGACUUACUGCCCCUGUCUGAAUCCUGUUUGGCCCUUGACCAAUUACCUGCAUCUAAAUCCAGUGUUACCCUGUCUGAAUCCUGUUUGUCCCCUGGUUCUGACCCAGUUAUACUGUCUGAAUCCUGUUUGUCCCCUGGUUCUGACCCAGUGACCCUGUCUAAAUCCUGUUUGUCCCCUGGUUCUGACCCAGUGACCCUGUCUGAAUCCUGUUUGUCCCUUGGUUCUGACCUAGUGACCCUGUCUGAAUCAUGUUUGUCCCCUGGUUCUGAUCCAGUGAUACUGUCUGAUUCCUGUUUAUCCCCUAGCCCUGACUCAGGGCAUCUCUCUGAAUCCUACCUGCCCUCAGACUGUGACCAGCCACCUCUGUCUGAAUCCUGUUUGACCCCAGACCAUUUCCCACUGUCUGAAUCCUGCUUAACUCCAGACUCUGACCCAGGGACCCUCUCUGACUCGUAUUUGCACACCAACUCUGACUCAGUGCUGCUGCCCCAGCCUUGUUUAGUCCCUCACUCUAACCCAGGGUCCCUCUCGGGAUCCUCAUCUCACAAUGACUCUGAUCCAAGGCCCCCCUCGGGAUCUUCAUCUAACAGUGACUCUGACCAAGGUCCCCUCUCUGACUACACCAACUCUGACUCAGUGCCCCAGCCUUGUUUAAUCCCUGACUCUGACCCAGUCUCCCACUUGGGAUCCUCAUCUAACAGUGACUCUGACCAUGGUCCCCUCUCUGACUACACCAACUCUGACUCAGUGCCCCAGCCUUGUUUAAUCCUGGACUCUGACCCAGGCUCCCGCUUGGGAUCCUCAUCUAACAGUGACUCUGACCAAGGUCCCCUCUCUGACUACACCAAGUCUGACUCAGUGCCCCAGCCUUGUAUAGUCCCUGACUCUAACCCAGGGUCCCUCUCGGGAUCCUCAUCUCACAAUGACUCUGACCAAGGGCCCCUCUCUGACUACACCAACUCUGACUCAGUGCCCCAGCCUUGUUCAAUCCCUGACUCUGACCCAAGGCCCCCCUCGGGAUCUUCAUCUAACAGUGACUCUGACCAAGGCUCCCGCUUGGGAUCCUCAUCUAACAGUGACUUUGACCCAGGGCCCCUCUCGGGAUCCUCAUCUCACAGUGACUUUGACCCAGGGUCCCUGUCGGGAUCCUCAUCUCACAGUGACUUUGACCCAGGGUCCCUCUCGGGAUCCUCACCUCACAGUGACUCUGACCCAGAGUCCUUGUCUGAGUCACGUUUGGUCCCUGAUUCUGACCAAGGCUUCCUGUCUGAAUCAUGUUUGACCCCAGCCUCUGACCAGUUGUCCCUCUCAGAAUCCAGUCUGACCCUUGACCCACAACCCCUGUCUGAAUCCGGAGUGGCCCUUAAGGCUGAAUUCCCAACUGAACUAUGCCAGGAACCUAAUACAGAAAAACAGGUUGGUUUAUAUUUAAACCCAAAUCCAGUCAUUCCCUUUGAAUCUAAAUUCAACCAUAACCCAGACGAGUUCCCCUUUUCUGAAUAUGUUCCAAGCACUGGUUCGGCCUGUCUUCCUGUAUGUAAACAUGAAAUGCCGCCUGAACUUGGCAACAUGUCUAUAUUUGACUCAUUUUUGUAUUCUGAAAAUGACGGCUUAGUUUCUGUUAAAUCUAGUUUAAUAUCUGACUCUGGGGCAGGGCCCCUGACUGAAACUAGGCCAAUUAAAUCUGAAGAUCUACCAUUAGUCUUUGCAUUGCCCCUUAAAAUGGACCAACAACCCCAAUCUGAUUUCUGUUUGUCCCCAGAAUCUGAGCUGUUUCGUGGUUUUAAGCAGCUAGCACUGUCUGAAUCUAGUCUGGUCCCUGACACUGAGCAUCUAGUACUGUCUGAAUCUAGUCUGACCCCUGACAAUGAACAGCUAGCACUGUCUGAAUUAAGUUUGGCCCCUGACACUGAGCAGCUAGCAUUGUCUGAAUCUACUUUGACCCUUGACACCGAGCUGCUUGCACUGUUUGAAACUGGUUUAAAAAAUUACUCUAUGCACCAAUUUGUAUCUGAUUUGGCAUCUGACACCAACCCACUAGUCCUAUCUAAAGCUGCUCUGGCCCUUGACAAUGAGCAGCAAGCACAGUCUAAAUCUGGUUUGACCCCUGACAAUAAUCAUAUAGCCCUGUCUGAAUCUGGUUUAUCUCCUGAUACUGAUCAACUAAACCUCCCUGAAUCUGGUAUAGCUCUUGACACUGAUCCACUAACCCUCCCUGAAUCUGGUUUGGCUCCUGAUACUGAUCCACUAACCCUCCCUGAAUCUGGUUUAUCUCCUGACACUGAUCAACUAACCUUCCCUAAAUCUGGUUUGGAUCCUGAUACUGAUUUACUAACCCUCCCUGAAUCUGGUUUGGCUCCUGAUACUGAUCCACUAACCCUCCCUGAAUCUGGUUUGGCUCCUGAUACUGAUCCACUAACCCUCCCUGAAUAUGGUUUGGCUCCUGAUACUGAUCCACUAACCCUCCCUGAAUAUGGUUUGCCUCCUGAUACUGAUCUACUAACCCUCCCUGAAUCUGGUUUGGCUCCUGACACUGAUCCACUAAGCCUCCCUGAAUCUGGUUUGGCUCCUGAUACUGAUCCACUAACCUUCCCUGAAUCUGGUUUAGCUCUUGACACUUAUCCACUAACCCUCCCCGAAUCUGGUUUGGCUCCUGAUACUGAUCCACUAACCUUCCCUGAAUCUGGUUUGGCUCCUGAUACUGAUCCACUAACCCUCCCCGAAUCUGGUUUGGCUCCUGACACUGAUCCACUAACCCUCCCCGAAUCUGGUUUGGCUCCUGAUACUGAUCCACUAACCCUCCCUGAAUCUGGUUUGGCUCCUGAUACUGAUCCACUAACCCUCCCUGAAUCUGGUUUGGCUCCUGAUACUGAUCCACUAAGCCUCCCCGAAUCUGGUUUGGCUCCUGAUACUGAUCCACUAACCUUCCCUGAAUCUGGUUUAGCUCUUGACACUGAUCCACUAACCCUCCCUGAAUCUGGUUUGGCUCCUGAUACUGAUCCACUAACCCUCCCUGAAUAUGGUUUGGCUCCUGAUACUGAUCCACUAACCCUCCCUGAAUCUGGUUUAGCUAUUGACACUGAUCCACUAACCCUACCUGAAUCUGGUUUGGCUCCUGUUACUGAUCUAUUAACCCUCCCUGAAUCUGGUGUGGCUCCUGAUACUGGUCCACUAACCCUCCCUGAAUUUGGUUUGGUUCCUGAUACUGGUCCACUAACCUUCCCUGAAUCUGGUUUAGCUCUUGACUCUGAUCCACUAAGCCUCCCUGAAUCUGGUGUGGCUCCUGAUACUGGUCCACUAACCCUCCCUGAAUUUGGUUUGGUUCCUGAUACUGAUCCACUAACCUUCCCUGAAUCUGGUUUAGCUCUUGGCUCCGAUCCACUAAGCCUCCCUGAAUCUGGUUUGGCUCCUGAUACUGAGCCACUAACCCUCCCUGAAUCUGGUGUGGCUCCUGAUACUGAUCCACUAACCCUCCCUGAAUCUAGUUUAGCUCUUGACACUGAUCCACUAAGCCUCCCUGAAUCUGGUUUGGCUCCUGAUACUGAUCCACUAACUCUCCCUGAAUCUGGUUUGGCUCCUGAUACUGAUCCACUAACCCUCCCUGAAUCUGGUGUGGCUCCUGAUACUGAUCCACUAACCCUCCCUGAAUCUGGUUUGGCUCCUGAUACUGAUCCGCUAACGCUCCCUGAAUUUGGUUUGGCUUCUGAUACUGAUCCACUAACCCUCCCUGAAUCUGGUUUGGCUCCUGAUACUGAUCCACUAAGCCUCCCUGAAUCUGGUUUGGCUCCUGACACUGAUCUACUAACCCUCUCUGAAUCUGGUUUAUCUCCUGAUACUGAUCCACUAACCCUCCCUGAAUCUGGUUUGGCUCCUGAUACUGAUCCAUUAAGCCUCCCUGAAUCUGGUUUGGCUCCUGAUACUGAUCCACUAACCCUCCCUGAAUUUGGUUUGGUUCCUGAUACUGAUCCACUAACCCUCUCUGAAUCUGGUUUGGCUCCUGAUACUGAUCCACUAAGCCUCCCUGAAUCUGGUUUGGCUCCUGACACUGAUCUACUAACCCUCUCUGAAUCUGGUUUAUCUCCUGAUACUGAUCCACUAACCCUCCCUGAAUCUGGUUUGGCUCCUGAUACUGAUCCAUUAAGCCUCCCUGAAUCUGGUUUGGCUCCUGAUACUGAUCCACUAACCCUCCCUGAAUUUGGUUUGGUUCCUGAUACUGAUCCACUAAGCCUCCCCGAAUCUGGUUUAUCUCCUGAUACUGAUCCACUAACCCUCUCUGAAUCUGGUUUGGCUCCUGAUACUGAUCCACUAAGCCUCCCUGAAUCUGGUGUGGCUCCUGACUCUGAUCAGCAAUGUCUGUCAAAAUUUGGUUUGACCAUUGACACUGAAUCUUGUCUAACCACUGGCACUGAGCAACUAUCCCGGUCUGCAUCCUGUUUGACCCCUAAAACUGAUCAGUUAGAAAUAUCCAAAUCAUGUUUGGCUCCAGGCAGUGAUUACAAAGUAUUGUCUGAAUCUAGUUUGGCCUCUGACUUUGAUCAGCUAGCACUGUCUGAAUCUGGUUUGACUCACUACACUGACCAUAAAGUCCUGUCACAAUCUGAUUUAGCUGAUGACAUUGAGCAUCUCAUACCUUCCGAGUCUUGUGUUGCCCCUUACACUACGCACAUGGUCCUGUCUGAAUCUCGUUUGACCCCUGACAGUGGUCAGCUAAUAAUGUCUGAACCUGGUUUGACCAGUGACACUGAUUCAGCAGACAUGUAUGGAUCUGUUGUUGCUCCUGGCACUGAUCAGCAAGCAAUUCUUGAAUCUAGUUUGUCCUCUGACACUGAAUCUGAAUUAGGAUCUUAUAUUGACCAGUUUGAAUCUAAUUUGGAACCAGAGAAUGAUCUGGAAGACCCAGGUGACUCUGGUUUGACCCCUGAAAUUGAUUGGCUAGCCCAAUCUGAAUUGGCUUUGGCCCUUGACACUGAAUUGGCUUUGGCCCUUGGCACUGAAUCUGUUUUGAGUUCUGAUUCUGAGAAUCUAUCACAAUCUGAAACUGAUUUAGUCACCAAUAAGCUAUCUUUGCCGGAAUCUAGUUUGUCUCCUGACACUGAACUUCUAGCCCAGCCUGGAGCUGUUGUAAACACAGAUAGGCCACCACUAUCUGAAAAUGUUUUGUCCUAUGAAGAGGUACACAUGUCAGAAUCUGAUUUGGUCCCUAAUCACGAGUUUUUGGCUGAAUUUGGCAUUAUUUUAGACACAAAACAAUUAACCACCACCAGACUUAGCUCAGUCCCCGAUGAUGAACAACUACCCCAGGCUAAAUCGGCCUUAACGCAAAUAACUACUGGACUGCCACUGUAUGAAUCUGACUUGACAUCUGGCACUGAUAAUCCCACAGCAGUAUGGGCUUUUACCCAUGACCCUAACCAACUGCCCUUUACAAAAUUGGACUUGACUGAUGAAAAUGAACAUCCACACUUUGUUCAAUAUGGUUUGACACCAGACACUGAAAGUCCACUUUUAUCUCAACCUGUUUUGACCUCUAGUAAUGUAGAGUUUUCCUCCUCCAAAGUCUGUUUAUCUUCUGAGCCUAACCAUUAUUCCCUUCCUGAAUGUUAUUUCACUCCUGUCGAUGAGAAGCUGCCUUUGUCUGAUAUUUGUUUGUCCACUGUAACUAAACAUCAACUCCAGCAUCAACCCGGUAAGCUGAUUAAUGCUCACCCAGCAGAACCCACCCUUUCUGGAUAUUGUGUUACUGGUGACAAUGUUUGUGUGCCUGAGUCUGAGUGGUUUCGAAAUGAAGACUUGCCCCAGACACAUCUCCCAUUGACCAAUGAAACUGAGAAGUUUUCCUUAGAUGAAAGUGGUUUCCCCCCUAACCAGUUCCCUCAAAUAGAGCUUUCCUUGACCCCGUACACAGAGAACCUACCCUUAUCUGAGUUGCAUUUGCCUCCUAAAACUGAUCAACUGCCUCUAGUUCAACAUCUUCUAGACUGUGCUCAGGUACCAAUAUCUAGUACCAGUUUACUUGAAAACUGUGAAAAUGAGGAGCAGUUCUUACCUAAUGAAAGAGCAAAACAAAACCCCUUCAAGGUGCACCAGAUUGAACUUGGUUUCUCGCCAAUGUCUGACAUUUUCACUAGUUUAUCCCCAGAAACACGUGAGUUGGGUUGCUACGAGGAAGAUCUGUUUUCACUAUUUUGUUCUGAUACAACUCAGGAACUCAACCUGUCCUCAAGCACUGACCACCUAACCCUAUCGGAGGACUUCUUAUCACUUACUGAAGUGUUUACGCACUUCGAAGCUGAUGUGUUAAAUCAACAGGAUGAAAAGGAAGAUCAAGUCGGUGACCAAAACAGCCAGUUAAGCACGCGUACAGUGGACCAAACAUGCAGAGCUGAACAGUUAGACUUUUCCGAGUUCGAUCCAGUUUGUAGAACUGAACAACUACUGGAGUCUCUCAAUGAAAAUACUUCAAAUUCCAAGACAGACGUACUUGUUGAAAGCAUCAGUUUUCCUUUUGACCAGUCAUGUACAUUCGUUAAAACCAAACAGUCUACUGGAGAUAAUUUUGAAGAUUGUUUGACUCCAGAUUGUGUUGAUUCCAGUUUUGAAUGUCUUAGUACAGAGACUGAUGAGACACCCUACCUUUAUUUGGAAUUUCUGUUUGACCCUGACAGAUUACCCCAUGAAGAAGAUAAUGUAUCAUUUUGCAUUAAUCACACGCAAAUACCUCCAUCAAGUUUGGAUUCUUCAUCUGAAAAUAUUGAGUUACCAUCUUCUAACGUAACGGAUUACUUGUCGGUUUGCAGAUUGAAUGUGGAAAAUGAACAUUUGCCUCUCUCUUUGUCUGGCUCCCAAAUGAACUCUGGAUUUUUAUCACUCUCUAAAAUUGGCUCACUUGUUCAGCAUCCCUUAUUGCCAAUAGCUAGCCAACUCUCCCCUGCAAAUCUUUGCCCUGAGGACUUCCCAAUAUCUCAAACUCUAUCGGAUUCUUCCCUUGACUCGAGCCAAAUGAGUCAAUCAAACUUUAAAUCACCAAUUCAAAUAAACCAAUCACAAUUAGGUUCUCUCAAUGAAAACAGUCGAUUGCCUCUAAUUGUUGUUACAGAUCCCUUAGAUGAGUCGAGUCAAUUCAACCAGGUACAUUCCUUAGAUCCAAAGGAGAACAUGACACAAUCUUUGGAGACAUUUCUUCCUGAAUCUGGUGAGUGCCCCAAACCACAAAUAGAUGUUCCCCUUGUACCUGACCUUUUGCCUCCAUGUGACAUUAUAGAACAACUGCCCUUGCUACGUUCUGUCAUACCUCAAGAAACAAAAUAUCUACCGCCAACUCAAGCAAAGUCGCAGCUUGAUGAUGAUGAUAACUUUUCUCCGUGUGACCUAGUGGAUCAGUCUCCCCAAUCUCAGACAGUGGUACCUUACGAAGAAAGUAAGUUGACCCCAACUAGCGCUCCUGUUAAGUUGUCACUAUCUUUUAUUAGUUCGACCUAUGAAACUGACACUUUACCCUCCUGUGAGGUCACUGGACAACAGCCCAUUUCAACCCAUGACUCUUCUGCUCCUUCGACUGAAGAGUUGGUCUGUGACCCAGGCUUGGGGUUCCCGUUGGACACUGACUCGUCUUGUCUUGGAGAGGAAGUGCUACGUCUCAGAGCUGUGUUUGACGCUCUGGAUAGAGAUAAAGAUGGAUUUGUGAAGAUGGAAGAUUUUGUGCAGUUUGCCACGGUGUAUGGCGCAGAGCAGGUAAAGUACCUCACCAGUUACCUUGAUCCGGCUGGGCUUGGAGUUAUAAAUUUUCGCGACUUCUAUCGAGGAAUCUCGGAGAUCCAAAAUGAAGAUCUUGACCUGCAACUUUACGACAUGGGCUAUCCGUCCGAGGAGGAGCCGGCCUGCUCCGUGGACUUUGAUGACCUUGCAGCGUUUGAAGUAACGGAAGUUACAGACAGUGCCUACGUGGGUUCGGAGAGUGCGUACAGUGAAUGUGAGACCUUCACAGAUGAGGACACUGGAGCGUUGGCUGCACAGGAAGACCCUGAAACAGAAGGCGAUGGAGGGGUACAUCAAAUGCACCCCAGGACACCGCCGGAGGGUUUGGAGAUCUCUCUUUGCGACAUUUCCGUUGUCACCGCGAACAGCCAGGAGGAACAGUUUGAGGAUUUCGGUGAAGGAGCAGAACCAGAUAUCUAUAGCAGCCAGUGUGAUGAAGAGGAGGAAAACAGCCUUCCCCAGCCAGUCUGCAGCUCCUCCAGGCUUAACUCCAGUGGUGCCCCCGUAUCAGAACGCAAGCUUCUAGCGCCACCUCAGUGCACAUCCGGAGGCGGCUUGUACUGUAGCCAGUGCCACAAACAUGUUAAUCGUCUGGAAGAUCUGUCCACCCGCCUCCGAUACUUAGAGAUGGACAGCCCCGAUAAAAGGCCUUCCAGCAGAAAGGAAGCCAGACGGCUACAUAACAGCAGCUUCUUGGCGGAGGAUACAAUGGAGAGACAUCCCACAGACCUGUCUUAUGAUGAGACGGACCUCACAGAUAAGGUUCUGUACUUGGAGCAUAGAGUGACCGAGCUGGAACGUGAAGCCAGCACCACUGGGGAACAGCAAAAUCGUCUCCGGCAAGAAAACCUGCACUUAUUACAUAGAGCGCAUGCUUUAGAGGAGCAGUUGAAAGAUCAGGAACUAAGAUCAGACGAGGUCCAAAAUGAGGAGACGCGUAAACACAGGGACGAGCUGCGGAAGAUGGAACGGGACCGUGGGUUCGAAAUGAGCAGCCUGAAAGCACGAGUGCAGGAGCUGGAAGCGGAGAACUUCGAACUCCGAUCUCAACUGCCGACUGCCAAGGCUACAACGCAGAGGCUGGAAGAGGAGAACCAGAAGCUGAAAGAUCAGGUCGAAGAACUGCGGCAACAAGUAAAAGAAAAUAAGGAACUUAACCAGAAACUCGGUGGAAGACUUAACAAAGAAAAGCACAAACAGCAGAGUGAGAGGGAACGAUCACAAGAGGUGAUUGAGGAGCUUCGCCGGGAACUUGAACAGAUGCAACUGAUGCGACUUGAAAUGGAACACCGCCUGGGGCUGGGAAAUAGCGCCGCCCUGCAGGAAUAUAACAGCCGAACUCGGGAAACUGAGCUAGAGCAGGAAGUGCGAAGACUUAAACAGGAGCAACGAACCCUGAAGGACCAAAAUGAGGAGCUGAAUGGCCAGAUAAUUAACCUCAGUAUCCAGGGAGCCAAAAACCUUUUCUCCACCACGUUCUCUGACUCCUUGGCAGCGGAAAUCAGCAGUGUUUCCAGAGAUGAGCUCAUGGAAGCCAUUCAGAAACAGGAAGAAAUCAACCUUCGACUGCAGGACUAUAUUGACCGCAUAAUCGUGGCCAUCAUGGAGACCAACCCUGCCAUCUUGGAAGUGAAAAUUCAUUAGCACCAUGUGUUCUCUAAGAAAGUGGGGACAAUUGCCAAUGAUCUUUAAAUCAGAGGAGGCAGAUCUGGGCCCUGGACACGUUGGACUCUUGCCAAUGCACCACGCUUAGACAUUUUGUGAAGAUUAUCACGCCGGACAUGUACAGUGUACCUGGCCCUCUCAGCAGAGGAAGAAAGAUGGGCAUCUACACCUCCUAUACUUAAAUGGUGUCCUCGCAUCCACCACAUGAAGAAAUUGUCUUGUAACACGUUCUACCUGUCACACAGGGACACCAAAUACCCUCGGUAUACUCUAUGUACCGGGGCUCCAAAUGAUGCACACACUAAAUAUACCAGGGACCCCAACCCGGGUGCCUUUCUCUCUCCUGUUAUGAGAAACUGAAGGUGCAACUCACUGAUUCAGUGGGAUUACUGUAUAUUGCCACCUACUGGCGGAAAAUGAGAAUGUUCACCACAGUCAAACAAAUGUGUUUUUGUUUUUUUUAUUGUACAUGUGUAAAUUGGAGAACCUAUUUCAGAAAUAUUAUCUAGGAAGUCUGUAUAUAGCAUUACAUCAUUACACAGGUGUGGGUAUGUCUGCUUGUAUAUAUACAUAUAUAAUGUCACAAAAUGUGCAUAUUAUAUCUGUAUAUAUCAUAUAUACCCCAGAUUGCACUAUAGCUGUAGAAUACACUCUGUAUAGAACACAAAUGGCUAACCUUUAGCAUUGCAGUUGUGAUUUUCUUUGCUCUUAUCCUAAGCCUCAUGGUAAAUCUUCCCAGUUGCUGGUUAUUUGCAGCUUUUUAAAA
Molecule: messenger RNA, 11815 nt
Organism: Pelobates fuscus (common spadefoot toad)
Lineage: Eukaryota; Metazoa; Chordata; Amphibia; Anura; Pelobatidae
Gene: RAB11FIP3
Product: RAB11 family interacting protein 3
Exons: 17
Coding region: 499-11028 (3509 amino acids)
Biological process (GO): regulation of cytokinesis; endocytic recycling
Cellular component (GO): midbody; endocytic vesicle; cleavage furrow
Molecular function (GO): calcium ion binding
Source: RefSeq, a predicted model, not a curated record